This is a messenger RNA of Trichobilharzia regenti, 576 nucleotides long. NCBI's taxonomy places the organism in Eukaryota, Metazoa, Platyhelminthes, Trematoda, Strigeidida, Schistosomatidae. The record is from the annotation of a GenBank genome assembly.
AUGGUUUUGGAUUUCGAGGCAACCUGUGACAAAGAAAAGAAAAUCGAAAUUCCAGAAAUAAUAGAGUUCCCAGUCCUUAUGGUGAAUUCAUCUACAUUUCAAACUGAAGCUGUUUUUCACCAGUAUGUUCGACCAACUGUUAAUCCAGAGCUGACCGAUUUCUGUACAGAGCUAACUGGAAUUAUACAGGCUAUGGUAGAAGAUCAGUCAGAUUUGCCUACCGUAUUAAAGAUGUUUGACGCCUUUCUGGACGAAAACAAUCUGAAGACUAGUCUGAAUAAAUUUGCUUUUGUCACGUGUGGUGACUGGGACCUGAAAACAAUGUUAGUAUCUCAGUGUAAACAUUUAGGUAUUGCUGUUCCGGACUACUUUAAACAGUGGAUUAAUUUGAAAAAGGUAUAUUGUGAUGUGAUGGGUCACUUUCCGAGCAGUAUGAUGUCUAUGCUAUCAACACUGAACUUGAAACACAUUGGUCGACAUCAUAGUGGCAUUGAUGACUGUCGUAAUAUAGCAAAUAUUUUAUGCGAAUUAAUUCGGUGUGGUGCAACUCCUGACAUAACAGGAAAAUCCAGAUAA